GCGCCAGGAGCGGGUCAUGUUCGACAAGAUCACGUCGCGCAUCCAGAAGCUCUGCUACGGCCUCAACGCCGACUUCGUGGAUCCCGCCCAGAUCACCAUGAAGGUGAUCCAGGGGCUGUACAGCGGGGUCACCACGGUGGAGCUGGACACUCUGGCCGCAGAGACCGCGGCCACGCUGACCACCAAGCACCCCGACUACGCCAUCCUGGCCGCCCGCAUCGCCGUCUCCAACCUGCACAAGGAGACCAAGAAAGUCUUCAGUGAUGUGAUGGAAGAUCUCUACACCUACAUCAACCCUCACAACGGGAAGCACUCCCCAAUGAUCUCCAAGGAGACUCUAGACAUAGUUCUGGCCAACAAAGAUCGCCUGAACUCUGCCAUCAUCUACGACAGAGACUUCUCCUACAACUACUUUGGCUUCAAGACUCUGGAACGCUCCUACUUGCUGAAAAUCAACUCCAAAGUUGCUGAACGCCCCCAGCACAUGCUGAUGAGGGUGUCUGUGGGCAUCCACAAGGCCGACAUCGACGCUGCCAUCGAGACCUACAACCUGCUCUCGGAGCGCUGGUUCACCCACGCCUCGCCCACGCUCUUCAACGCGGGCACCAACCGCCCCCAGCUCUCCAGCUGCUUCCUGCUGUGCAUGAAGGACGACAGCAUCGAAGGCAUCUACGACACCCUGAAGCAGUGUGCCCUCAUCUCCAAGUCUGCUGGGGGCAUUGGCCUGGCCGUGAGCUGCAUCCGUGCCACGGGCAGCUACAUUGCUGGGACAAACGGGAAUUCCAACGGGCUCGUUCCCAUGCUGAGGGUGUACAACAACACCGCCCGCUACGUGGAUCAAGGUGGAAACAAGAGACCCGGGGCUUUUGCCAUCUACCUGGAGCCGUGGCACUUGGACAUCUUUGAGUUCCUGGACUUGAAGAAGAACACUGGGAAAGAAGAGCAGCGAGCCAGGGACCUGUUCUUUGCGCUCUGGAUCCCUGAUCUCUUCAUGAAGCGAGUGGAAACCAAUCAGGACUGGUCCUUAAUGUGCCCGAAUGAGUGUCCUGGCCUGGAUGAUGUCUGGGGAGAGGAAUUUGAGAAGCUCUAUGAGAGCUACGAGCGGCAGGGCCGCGUGCGCAGGGUGGUGAAGGCCCAGCAGCUCUGGUACGCCAUCAUCGAGUCCCAGACCGAGACUGGCACCCCCUACAUGCUCUACAAGGACUCCUGCAACAGGAAGAGCAACCAGCAGAACCUGGGCACCAUCAAGUGCAGCAACCUGUGCACCGAGAUCGUGGAGUACACCAGCAAGGAGGAGGUGGCCGUGUGUAACCUGGCCUCCAUCGCCCUGAACAUGUACGUGACCCCCGAGCACACCUACGACUUCAGGAAGCUGGCUGAGGUCACCAAGGUCAUCGUCCGAAACCUCAACAAAAUCAUUGAUAUCAACUACUACCCUGUGCCAGAGGCCGAGCGCUCCAACCGCCGGCACCGCCCCAUCGGCAUCGGCGUGCAGGGCCUGGCUGACGCCUUCAUCCUCAUGAGGUUCCCCUUCGAGAGCGCCGAGGCACAGCGCCUCAACCAGCACAUCUUCGAGACCAUUUACUACGGGGCCCUGGAGGCCAGCUGUGAGCUGGCCAGGGAGCACGGCCCCUACGACACCUACGAGGGCUCUCCGGUCAGCAAGGGGAUCCUGCAGUAUGACAUGUGGAAUGUCACCCCCUCUGACCUUUGGGACUGGAAGGCUUUGAAGGAGAAGAUUGCCAAGUACGGUGUCAGGAACAGCCUCCUCAUUUCCCCCAUGCCAACAGCCUCCACUGCCCAGAUCCUGGGCAACAACGAGUCCAUCGAGCCCUACACCAGCAACAUCUACACACGCAGGGUGCUCUCGGGGGAGUUCCAGGUUGUGAAUCCCCACCUGCUGAAGGAUCUCACGGAGAGGGGCCUGUGGAACGAGGAGAUGAAGAACCAGAUCAUCGCCCACAACGGCUCCAUCCAGAACAUUCCUGAGAUUCCAGAUGACCUGAAGCAGCUCUACAAGACGGUGUGGGAGAUCUCCCAGAAAACCAUCCUGAAGAUGGCUGCAGACAGAGGGGCCUUCAUCGACCAGAGCCAGUCCCUGAACAUCCACAUCGCCGAGCCCAACUACGGGAAGCUCACCAGCAUGCACUUCUACGGCUGGAAGCAGGUGUGGGGGACAGCAACAGUGAACCUGGAGCUGUCCUCAAUGGAAGAGGCCAUCGAGGUGAUUCCAGGGGACAGCAUGAGUGACCAGGAGCUGUCCCCAGUUGGAAAGGAUAUUGAGGACAUUGCAGAGGACAGCAUGAGUGACCUGGGGCUGUCCCAAGUGUCAGAGGACAUCGAUGUCUUUCGAGGGGACAGCAUGAGUGGUCAGGAGCGGUCUCCAGCGGAAGAAAGCACUGAGGUAAUUUCAGGGGACAGCCCAACUGAUGAGGAGCUGUCCCCAGUGCCAGAGGACAUUGAGAGCAGUGCAGGGGACAGAGAGAGUGACAAGGAGCUGUCACAAACAGAGAGUGACAAAGAGCUGUCCCAAGGGCAGAGCAACGAGGGUGAGAAGGUUUCCCCAGAAGAGGUCAAAGAUUAUUCCCAGCUGUGCUCUGGGGAAGACUGUGGUGUCCAGGGCAUGUCCCAAUGGGAAGAAGCUGAGGAUGAAGAUCUCUCCCAUUGGGAAGAAGAUGAGGAUGAAGAGCUCUUUCACUGGGAAGAAGAUGAGGAUGAAGAGCUCUUUCACUGGGAAGAAGAUGAGGAUGGAGAGCUCUCCCAUUGGGAAGAAGAUGAGGAUGGAGAGCUCUCCCAUUGGGAAGAAGAUGAGGAUGAAGAGCUCUCCCAUUGGGAAGAAGAUGAGGAUGAAGAGCUCUCCCAUUGGGAAGAAGAUGAGGAUGAAGAGAUACCAAGGAUGGCCCUGCUUGGUGGAAUGGAGAGAGGUCUGGGCUCAUCACGUGAACUGCCAGGAAUGGAGGAAAUGUCGUGGCAUCAGAAGGUGCAGGAAUGGCUGGAUGCCUAUUUCCCCAAUGAUUAUGGAAUCGAGGAGGAGGAGGAGGAAUGCUGUCGACCCACAGAGGAAGAGUACGAGGAUGACGGAUACGAAGGACUGUCCUCCAAACUGUGGAAACGGUGGAAGGAGAAUGUGGAGGCCCGGUUGGAAGAGGUGUUGUGCUCCAUGUCAUUCCUCGGUUUCAUAGUCGGUGACCUUCUGCUUUCUAGAAGGAAGCGCUGCAGAGACCGAAAGAUGUCCCGAGGGGAAGAUGGCACCCGGGCCAAGGUGUGGAAUAACCACGUGGGCCUGGUGGAUGAUGAGGAUCCCCUGGAGGGACCCAGCUCCAGGCAUGUGGGUGCAGGGCCGGCAGCAGAGGCAGCCCGUGCCCUGCCCGAGCUGGCAGCUGCUAAGGAGAAGCCCCGGCAGCCUCUCGGUGCAGAGGAGCCAGAGGCACAGAGCCGGGUCUCCGAGAAACGUCCCUCCCGCUUCAGGCGGGCGCUGCGGGCGCUGCGGGCGCUGUUCCUCUGCUCCUGCCUGAGGCCACAGCCGGAGGAGUAA
This is a messenger RNA of Cyanistes caeruleus (blue tit), 3535 nucleotides long. NCBI's taxonomy places the organism in Eukaryota, Metazoa, Chordata, Aves, Passeriformes, Paridae. The record is from RefSeq and is a predicted model, not a curated record.